UUUUAUAAUUUUUGCUAUUCUCAUAAUAUAAAAGACCAAAGUGAAUAUUUAGGUGACACAGUUCAAAUCCAAUUUUGGUAUUUAGAGCAUAUCACAAUAAACUAUUCUAAAAUGGCUUUCAAAUUCAUCACUUUAUUCGCUGCUUGUCUCGCUGUUGCUAGCGCCGGUCUUAUUCCCGCUGCUGCUCCUUUGGCCGCCGUUGCCCAAGUUGAAGAAUACGAUCCCCAUCCCCAAUAUUCUUACGGUUAUGAUGUUAAGGAUGCUAUUUCCGGUGACUCCAAGACCGCUGUUGAAACUCGUGAUGGUGGUUUCGUUCAAGGUCAGUACUCUUUAAAUGACGCUGAUGGUUACAGACGUAUUGUUGACUACACUUCCGACCCCAUUAACGGUUUCAAUGCUGUUGUCCGUCGUGAACCUUUGGUAGCUGCUGUCGCUGCUCCCGUCGUCAAAGCUGCCCCUGUUGUAGCCGCCCCUGCUGCCGUUCCUUUAACCUAUGCCGCUGCUCCUGUCGUUAAAGCCGCUGCUCCUUUGGUUGCUGGUCCAGCUGUAGUUAAGACUACUUUCGCAUCUCCCCUUAUCUCUUAUGCUUACUAGAUAAUUUUUGGAUCGAUUGUGACUGAUAGUUGUUAAGGAUGAAUAAAUAUGUGAUGUUUUAUUUUAUUACAAA
Messenger RNA from Lucilia cuprina (Australian sheep blowfly), 667 nucleotides. RefSeq names its product larval cuticle protein A2B-like. Gene Ontology annotation, cellular component: extracellular matrix. Bases 112 to 594 code for a protein of 160 amino acids. Lineage: Eukaryota; Metazoa; Arthropoda; Insecta; Diptera; Calliphoridae. The record is from RefSeq and is a predicted model, not a curated record. The transcript has 2 exons.